This is a messenger RNA of Lotus japonicus, 801 nucleotides long. Its product is annotated as protein FAR1-RELATED SEQUENCE 5-like. The coding region runs from base 1 to 801 and encodes 266 amino acids. Lineage: Eukaryota; Viridiplantae; Streptophyta; Magnoliopsida; Fabales; Fabaceae. Gene Ontology annotation, biological process: regulation of DNA-templated transcription. The transcript is spliced from 3 exons. The record is from RefSeq and is a predicted model, not a curated record.
AUGGAUGGUAAACACAACCAUGAACCAGCUAAAUCGCUAGUUGGCCACCCCUACGUUGGUCGACUAACAGAGGAAGAGAAGGGGCUUGUGGGCACCAUGACUAGUACUUGGACUCCACCGAGACAAAUACUAGCUGCAUUGAAGGAAAACAAUCCAGGUAACUUGACUACAAUCACUCAAGUUUACAGUUGCAACAAAAGGUUUAAAAAAGAGGAGAGGGGACCAUUGACAGAAAUGCAACAUUUGAUGAAGAAGUUGGUAGAAGCCAAUUAUGUUCACUUUGAAAGGCAACAAGCUGAUUCAAGCGAGAUUAGGGAUCUCUUUUGGGCUCAUCCUGAUGCGGUCAGACUCUUCAACACAUUCCCUCAUGUGGUCAUCAUGGAUUGCACGUACAAGACAAACAGAUAUCAGAUCCCCUUGCUUGAAAUGGUUGGUCUCACUUCUACGGGGUUGACUUUCUCCAUAGCAUUUUGCUACAUAGUUAGGGAGCACACAAUUGACUAUGUUUGGGCCUUGGAGUGCAUGAAGUCUCUUAUUGGCGAUGAUGCCAGAUUACCUCAAGUGAUUGUGACUGACAGAGAUUUGGCUUUACUGAGUGCUGUUAAGCAAACCCUUCCCAAUUUGGUGGAGAACUGGAAAUGCAGGAUAUAUGCUGAAACAGUGGAACAAUUUGAUGAGGAAUGGAAGGAAAUGUGUGUCAUGUGUAAGGACUACCCAGAUUUCAUAUCAUACAUUUCUACUACAUGGUUAAAGCACAAGGAGAAAUUUUCUUGCUUUAUUACCAAAAUUGAUAGAGUAUGA